UAUGGUUACGAGAGAGCGAGGAGGGAGGCUUUUAGAGCGCCACCACAGCCAGUUCGCGUGGAACAGUCGCGAUCAGUCGGCCAAGGCCACCACCGGCUCGGCAGCUGGCAGAGAGUUCCGUGGGCAACGCUCCGUUUGGCAGGGGGGUUCCGGCCGCUGCAAGGUUUGCGUUUGAGCGCUCAGUUUGACAGGAUGUCUGGCGUUACGCUGCACAUACUGGGAGCUUAUUAAGGCGCUGGACGGACAUUGUGCUGGACAACACGAGGGGCAACACGACAACACUUCGGAAAGAGCCGCGCGGCACAACCGCGGAAGCGUUGGGCGGUAGUAGAUGUUGCGGGCCGCUGGGUUUGUCGAGCGACGCCUUGGCGGGCUGGAGGUCGCGCGUCUCCCGUAGCCGGCGGGUACGGAGCUCGCACCAGCGGCGGCGUGCUCUCCCGUCGCGUCACACCGGCCGGCGGCUUGACGCCCUUGAUGCUGCGGAAAAGGAAUCUCUGCGAGAUCAUGAAGCUAUGGGGCCAGAUCAUGAAGGUUAUAAUCCUCGUGGCAGUUUUGCUCUCCUUCCUGAUAUACACGGUGCAUCACACCGACGACCACUCGGACAGUUUAAAGGACAUGUGGCUCAUGGAGCCCUCUCUGAGCACCUCCAAGCUGGUCCAGUGGCAGAUCAGUCCUGCCGAGUGGCAGGCCGCCGACAAGGAGCUCUACGACAUCCGGUGCAGCGAGAUCCUCCAGCAGGAUCCGCGAGAAAUUGGGAAAACGCUGAAGAUCCGGAAGAAGACGAUAGUCGACCUGACCGACGAAGACGUGCUGCUCCUGACCGACGACUGCCCGGUGUUUUUGGAGACGAGGAAGUACUUCUCGAAGCACGUGUCCGCGGAGGAGAGAGACUUCCCCAUCGCGUAUUCGAUCGUCGUGCACAAAAAUGCCGCCACGCUCGAGCGCCUGCUGCGUGCGAUUUUCGUGCCGCAGAACGUCUACUGCGUGCACGUCGACGCCAAGUCGUCCGCCACGUUCAAGUCCGCCGUGCAGAGUCUCGCCAAGUGUUUCGACAACGUAUUUGUAGCGUCCAAGCUGGAGGAGGUGCACUACGCGCAUAUUUCGCGCUUGCAGGCCGACAUCAAUUGCCUCGCCGACCUGCUGAAAUCGCCCGUGCGUUGGAGGUACGCAAUUAAUCUCUGCGGGCAGGACUUUCCGUUGCGGUCCAACCGAGAGCUCGUGAGCGAGCUGACGGGCCUGCAAGGCAGGAGCAUGCUGGAGACCGGCAAGCCGUCGGCGUACAAGCAGCAGAGGUUCACGCGCAAGUUUGUCCUCGCCAGGAGGGAUUCCUCCCUCCCGGCGUUGCAGGACACCCAAACGGCGCUGGCGCCGGCGCCGCACGGCCUCGAGGUCUUUGUCGGCAGCGCCUACUUCGUGCUGAGCCGGGAGUUCGUCCGCUUCGCGAUGACGAGCGCCGUGGCGACGGAUUUCCUGCGCUGGUGCGCCGACACCUACUCGCCCGAUGAGCACUUCUGGGCCACCCUGGCGCGCUCGCCGCAGGCCCCCAGCGGCGGCAGCGGCGGCGGCGGCGGCGCUGAUGUGUCGGACCUGCAGAGCAAGACGCGGCUCGUCAAGUGGAGCUACCUCGAGGGGCGGCUGUACCCGGCGUGCACCGGGCGGCACGUGCGCAGCGUGUGCAUCUACGGCGCGGCCGAGCUGGGCUGGCUGCUGCAGGACGGCCACUGGUUCGCGAACAAGUUCGACCCGCACGUCGAUCCCGUGGUCGUCAAGUGCCUUGAAGAGGAGAUCUCCAGCAGGCAGAACGCACGUGAGUGAUGGGAGUGCCUUCGCGGACGCGUGAGGGUCCACAGAGGAGCUGCUGGUGUUCGUGAGACAGGGCGGACCCGAAGCCUUUGGUUAGACAGGAAGGCGGGAAUCAUCCUGCCUUUCUGCUACGUCGGUAGAGCUGGCGUGUCCACAGCAACCUGGCCCAUGCCAAAGCGAUGCUACAGAGUUCUUGACUCAUCCUUGGCUCUCAGUCCCAUAUCGAGCUGUAUGCUCAGAGCAAGGCUGACCCCAAAGCCGGUAAGGGUCAACGUAGGAGCAAGAGGCACGUGCUGUGACAUCACGGAUUCGUCGGCCACGUGCGCGUAAAAAUUGUGCAGUAGAAAAUCACAAGACAAAUUUAUUUUAGCGUAAAAUAGGCUACCCGAACCACAGUUUAAUGUUUUUUUAUUGAAGUAUGAGUAUUGUUUUAGAUUGCUUCCCCCCCCCCCCUGCCCACCCACCCAGCUCCCGGACGCAGAUGGUGGAGGAAGGAAAGGGGCGCUGAGGGGACAGAACAAAUGUGAUGAGCAGAGCCCACAGAGUCCCACUGCAUGCGGAGGAUAGGGACGGAGGCUCAGGCCCGAUGCUGCUUCCGCGUCACGUCUGGGCAAUUCCUGGGCCAAAUCGUGGAGUCAUUUCUGGGACAGGGAGCGCAAUUCUCAGUGCUCGUGGAAGUUAAAAAAUGCGGCAGCGCCUCGGAUUAACACGGCCGGCUACGCAAUUUGCGAAGUUCCACAUACAUGUGUAGUGAGUUCAAGGAGACGUAGACGACGUAGUCGGAGGCACACUUAUUUAUUCAACCAAAGGGCAGAACACAAUAUUUGAAAGGGUAACGGCCCCUUAACCCAUCUAACAGGGAGACCACCCCUAGCGCUAGCCCGGCUAGUCUGCUCCCAGGUCCUCCACUAGAGAGCUAGGGGAGGCUAGCUGAUCCAGCUCUGGCCAAGCUAGGAUCUCGGCACCCUUAGCCAACCAGACCGGCUCUUACAAGAGCAUCGGCUCUGGGCUCUCAGGGCCGCGCCGCUGGCUUGCCCUGGUCGGUCCUUAGAAGGACAGCGAGCCAGGGGAGUCCCAGGGCCUAUCCUGCCGGUCUUCGCUCUUCGCUGAUUAAGCUGUAAUACUCGACCCCGAGCCCACCGGCUCCCCGCCUUAUAUAGCAACUCCCCCCGAGGGGUGGGGCUGUGGGGGAUCACAGCGCCGUCACAGCCCCCCAGGGCUAACCGUUGCGGACGUGGAUGUAGGCACCCUUACGCGUGCGGGCGCAACCACCCCUUGUGUGUUUGUUUGCCCUCCUGUAACACCCCUACACAUGCAUAGGACAAAGAUAGGCAGGCCUCCUCCUGCCAACAAAGUCCCUGGGACAUACGAUAAGUGUCGAUAAUGCCAGUCGACGGCUGGACUCUGCUGAGUCUGGAAAUAGCCGAGUUGUUUCCGGAAGAUUUGGCCUGGGUUUGUAAAGUGCAGCUCAGGUCAACACAGUGAGAGCCUUGUUCGGUUACAGAUGAUUUGAAAGUAACAUAUUUAUCCAUGUUUUACAAAGUUGCACGACUGCACAGGGAGUGUUUGUGCCCUCUGCAUGGUUUUAAAAUUGGCUCAUGUAAGUAGCGUAUAUAUAUUUUUGUAUUGGCACAUGAAGUGAUGUGAGCACUGCUGGCUAAGUACGGUGCAAAAGAAGUUCUACAUGCAUGCAGAGGGGUUAUGUGUUGCUGUGUGUAUGUGUGUGUGUUUCAAACUGUUUAAACGUGGCCUUUUUUAAUGCAACUUCAAAUAGAAUAUGUUUGGAAAAGUGAGCAGGAAGUGCCCUUUAUAUGCCUGGGCUUGGGUUAAUUUAUUUCGUUAUUGGUUUACCCGCUAGAAUUCAGUAGUUUCUUGAAAUCACUGAGCUGGGUCCAUUGGUACAGUGCAGAUGAGCAGAACAGUUUUUUUUUAUUGCUUUCCAACUACGGUUGAAAGCACGAAUGCAUUCGCUACGACGAAGUAGGCUUUCGAAACCAUUAUUACCCAUGAGAGGUUUUUGCGUUAGAUUGCGUAAAUGUGUCGUUAAACCCGCCACCACCCUACGCAGUCAAUUACUAAGGUGUGUCACGUCAACAAAUAAAAUCAAAUUCGUUACUGUUCAGGAAACCGGUGGGUUGGAGAGGAAACCCACAACAUUUACAAUUUGAGUGCCGUGAAGCUGGUUGUUGUAAUUAGCGCCGAAACGUUGUGCGACUCAAAUUGUAAAUACUCUUUGGUUUUUUCGGUAAAGUCACGUAGGUUAAAAAUUCCACCUGAAGACAGAAGCUUGUGUUGCCUCCAAAACGUCGUGAUUUAAUUUAUUAAAAAAAAUUACCUACGUGACUUUACCGAAAAAACCAAAGAGUAUGAAUCCUUGCAGUCACGAAAACUUCAAAUCUAGAAUCAAAUUGUAAAUGUUGUGCGUUUACCCUCCAACACACAAGUGGUGUGCUGAACAGUAACGAAUUGGCACGUUUUGUUUACGUGUCAAACCUUACCAAUUGGCUGUGUCGGGUGGUGGCAGGUUUCACGAUGCAUUUAUAUUCACGCAACCUUACCCAAAAACAUCUAUUACGCAUGAUCCAUCCGUCUGUUCCAACGUCACGUGAAGCUGAUCCAAUCCAAGCCACAUUAUAUUUGUGCGUCUUGGGACCGACAGUGUUAAACAUAAAUAAAUAAAGUGGCCAAAUGUAUUGAAGGCCCUUGCAUAAAAAAAACUGAGUGAUACAAAUGAAGCAAUGAGUGGGUCACAAUGCCAGGUGUAAUUCAAAUCAUGAACUGUAUAAUAAAAAAUAAGCAGAAGCGCUGUUUAAAAAUAAAACUCUUUCUACUUUGUGCUUCGUCGCCAAAGUCGACGAAUCAGCAGAGUUGCGUGGUGCAGGGCGAUGGAUGAAUGAUUGAUGAGUGUCGCUGUCGACGUGUGGCUUAUAGUGGCCGGCCAGAAGCCAGGGGUAACCCUACCUGGCCGCAGUGACCGCCUGUUUCCAUAUUGUCCUCCAAAUUUCCGUUUGGCUCGCCGGUGUGAAGCCCGCACUUUACUGGACGCGAGUCGGCAUUCGUCUACGGUACGGUGUCGCGUAUCCGACUCGCUGGGGAGGCCGAGGCGUAGGCAGAUUCGUGACAAGGUCGGAUAUGAGAUCAUCUACAGAAAACGACAGUUCAGUUCAUCGCGGACGAACGCGAGGUUAAGAGAAUUAGUGACUGCGUACGCAAAGGUUUUCGGAACAUCUGGUAGAAAAUCACAGAUUAGUUGGUCAGGGUCAAUGUGAUGGUCAGAUGAGUGAGGUGGUGCCGUACUGCCUUUGCUUGCGGUCGGUUUGAACGCAUUGCAGAUGGAAGUGUGGAAAAAGUAUGUGUAAUGAUGUACAGUGGACCUUGGGUUUCCAUGAAAAGUGCUUCCGUCAGUCUGAUUUGUGUGUGGACGGAUGUUAAAGCCGGGGCUAUUGAACCACUUUUCAUGGUCCAUGUAUGUUGAUUUACCAGGGAUGUUAUGAUGCACCACCAAACCCUUCUUGUAAUUCAGGGUCCCGUUUCGAUCUCAGAAUGGUUUCACCCAAACACUGCGGCUGCGAGGCGAUGUUGCGUCUAUCACAGGCGGCGCACACAGUCACGUGGCAUUUCUCAUACCCGCUAAUCCGACGCGUGGACUGUGCGAGCUUUAUCGAUCGACGUCGAUUCGAUCGGCUCGGUGGUGCAUCGUUCCAACCCCGUGGUGGUCAUCAGAACUUCUGCACAGGUCUUAUUCUUAGGUUUUUUCGGUAAAGUCA
Lethenteron reissneri (Far Eastern brook lamprey) is the source of this 5570-nucleotide messenger RNA. It is a transcript of the gene GCNT4, whose product is annotated as glucosaminyl (N-acetyl) transferase 4. Gene Ontology annotation, molecular function: acetylglucosaminyltransferase activity. Gene Ontology annotation, cellular component: membrane. The record is from RefSeq and is a predicted model, not a curated record. Lineage: Eukaryota; Metazoa; Chordata; Hyperoartia; Petromyzontiformes; Petromyzontidae.